UAAUCUGUGGUGGAAGCUGCUGUUGGAACGAAGUACGAACUUGUCGAAACUUGUCAGUCACCUUGUGUUGUUGUUGUAUUGGGUUUGUUUCCUAAUUUGACGGAAUGAAUUUUAUUAUAGAUAACGAUAAAUAUUUUACCUACCGCUCAUGCUUUCACAAUAAAACAAAGAGUAAAAAAGCUUGUCGUUGCAUUUUUUGUAAAGUCGUAGCAAGUGAAUAAGUGAUAAAGUGAUUGCUGGUCAGUGGUCACUGAUCAGUUGCAAGUUGUACAAGUUCUACACGAUUUUAUAAAACUAUCUUUUGUGUAAUGUGACUAUCAGUGAGUUUUUAAACGUUGUCAGUGAGCAGCUACAGUGUUUUAUUGGAUUCAGGAGCAAGAAAAACUUAAGAUGUUGAGUGUGCUGGUUUGUCUGGCGUGCGUGCUGGUGUCGUCGACGCAGCCGCAGCCGCUGUGCAGCGACGUCGUGCACUGCCCGGAGGGCUCGUACUGCGAUACGGAAGCGCACCUGUGCACCAAGUGCCUGGUCUGCGAGGAGCACCGCCGCAAGCCGCCCGAGGCAGCCACCGCCUGCAUCAGAUCCAUCACCGAGUGCGGACCCUGUGUCGAGGAGGGCGACGUUAGUCCCGAGUGCAUGGGCACCGCUGCCGGGGGCGCGACGCCCGCUUAUGUGUGGGGCGCCGUGUUCGUGGCGCUGCUGCUGCUCGCACUCAUCGUGUUCAUCGUCGUGUACGCCGUGCGCAAUCUCGGCGAUUUUAAGAUUAGAGCGUGUGAAUAUCUGAAUGUGUGUCCAGUCGCGAGCGCGUCGGUGCAGCAGCCCCAGCAGUUCGCGGCGUCGGCGCCGCAGGAGCUCCCACCGCCGUACGCCCCGCGGCCCUGGGAUGACUACGCCCCUGACUCCCAGCCUAGCUCCGGGACAUACGUGCCGCAAGAUGAUUCUAUCCACCCGUUCAUAAGCCGCGAUACGAAAGGUCGCGCGACCGGAGCUCGCGAGUCGGACGACAACCAGGCGGCGCGGCCCUACGGUUACCCCAGCUACGUUCGCCCGCCCAGCUAUGAGCACGAGGAGUCACCGGCGCGCGACCUGACUGAGACUCCCACCUUCAGCUAUUCCGAGGACCUGAGGGACUCCACAGACAUCAGGGACUCCAGAGAUACCAGGGACUCCAACGGGAACGCCAUCCCCGUGACAUCAGUGGGCGUCGCUGGCGGCAGCGCGGCUGGCGACGCCUUAGCGCUACCCGCAGACCGCCGCCGACAUCAGUUUCAGGACCGCAACAACAACGGCGGCGGUAGCUGCGCGUCCCCCGCGCACGCCCCGCCGCCGCCCGCGCUCGUCAUCAACGUCAUGCAGACUAUCAACGCGCUGCAGCAGCAGAACAACGUCAACACACGCCCCGUCAGCCCGUAACUGUGCGUAAACGCACGCACCGUACGCACGUCACUGUGCAUAUGCGCACGCACCGCACGUACGAUAUUUCAUGACGUUCCUAGUGAUUGCGCCUUAAUAUUGGCAACUUAUUUCUAUCUCAAUUAUUUAUAGUUUUUUUAUAUUGCCGUGUUAAUCUAUAGAUUUUAUCGUUUAAGCCAUUUUUGAAGAUUUUUUUAGCCUAUUUUAUAUUUUGAGUUUGUUGCAAUAGGAAUGUAGUUGUUACUGCGACUACAUUUAAUUUUUAUAUACACACCCUGAAGUUAUACAUACUUUUGUCGAAUUGAUGAACAUUCAUAUAAAAUUUCACUCACACACAUCUUUAUAGAAUGAUUGUGUCAUAUAAUGUUUUUUAGCUUGCUAUUUUUUAUUUCCGCUGGCUGCACAUAUGCUGUAUAAUUUGGAGUAGUCAUAAGUAAAAUUAAUUAAUUUAAAAUAAAAUAAAAAAAGGUUGUUAAUAUUUUGAAUUACGGAAUAGGUGUUAUGCAAAAAAGAGAAACAAGAGUUUUCAGGUUAAAUAUCAAAAAUUGCUCGUGUCCUAUUUAUACUCAGUGUUAUAUAAGUUAUAACCCUUAUACCGUAUGUUUGUAUAUGAUAGUUGUUGCUUUUAAGAUGUUCUAUUUGUUACUCUAAAGAGCCUAUCUAUUCUUUCCACCAAGAGUUAAUGCGAGUUUUUGUGACUGCUUGCCAUUUGAAGAAAUUAUCUACAAUUUACAUAUUAUCAUAGAUACAGCGCCUUUAGUGGCAUACGUGCUUUCUUCCGGGCUGAGAGUGACAAAAACUCAAUAUACAUAUAGAGUGAAUUUUCGGGAAUGUUUUUUUGAGUAACGGAUCAGAACAACAUAAUAUUUUAAGUUGUAUAAAUGUAGUAGCCGCUGUGUUAUGUCAAGGGUGACGUCGUGCCAUGGAUCUCGGAUCUACGGUGUACACUGCCGACCGCGCUACCUCCGACAUUUUUGUGCAUUACACAAAACCUUGAGAAAUAUGUUACAUGUAAAAAAAAACGAAAACAAUGAAAAAUCUUACUCAAAAAUAUAUUACACGCAACAUACAGGUAACAAAACUAAGUGAUAAUAUUUUAGGGUGGGUAUGGGUUCCAUUUAUAGUUAGCUGUGAAAGUAGCAGCGCUGAAAGAGUAACUUU
This is a messenger RNA of Aricia agestis (brown argus), 2571 nucleotides long. RefSeq lists its product as uncharacterized. The coding region runs from base 391 to 1410 and encodes 339 amino acids. Lineage: Eukaryota; Metazoa; Arthropoda; Insecta; Lepidoptera; Lycaenidae. The record is from RefSeq and is a predicted model, not a curated record. The transcript has 8 exons.